GCUUUGGCCCAUGAAGCAGAUCUGUCCCAGUUACGAGAAGCACAACAGAAAGUGCGCGAAUCUGCCGACUUGGAACUGAACAAGCUGGUACGCGAGUCAGCCGAUUUACGAGCGACCCACGAGGCCACUAGUGAACGGCUACGCCUAGCUCAAAGGUUGAUUAACAAACUGAAAGCUGCACGUGACACUGCGUUGUCUGGACUGGCUCGUGCGCAAGUUGAACUGCAAGAGACACGUGCAGCACAAGAAGAAGCGAAUAAACGUCGAGAUGCCGAAGUAAAAUCAAUGAAUCAGGAAUUGCGAGUUGCUCAGGAAAAGUUGCGGACACUGGACACUGAAUUGCACCAGGCACGUGAAGAUGCGUCUCACCAAUUGCUUCGUACAAACGAAGCACACGAACGAGCUAUUGAACGACUAAAUCAACAUUUGAAUCAGGAAGCACAGAAAGCACGCAGCAUUGAACAAAUGCAAUUGUGGAUCGGGGUAUUGCGCGGACAACUGUCCGAAUCCGAACAAGCUCGGGAUGCGGCCCGUGAACGUUUGACCCAAUAUGAACAAAGUGUUCAGCAAUUCCAAGAAGUAUUGGGUGAACGUGAUCGACAAGUGAAACAGUUGGAAUCUCAAUUGGCGGAGCGCUCUCGUAUGCUGGAGUCUCGUGCGCAAGAAAUAGACUCUCUCAAGCAAGCAUUAGACGAACGUUUGCUUGUUGUUCGCAAAGAUGCAGACCGAGCCAGAGCGGAGCGAUCCGAAGUUCUCAUGGAGAAACAAGCCUUGGAACGCAGACUGCGCGAAGCGGAACAACAACUGACCGGUUACGACCAGGAACGAAAUCAGUUUAUUGAACGAAUGAUGGAAAUGGAUAAAGAGUUGCAAGCUCUUCGACAGGAUCGGGCAAAUGAGACCAAGUCAAGAAACGAUGCUCUCGAACAACUGCGGGACGAAUUGAAUGCGCAAAUGAAAGAGAUGCAAACACAGCGUGAUCGAACCGCCGAAUGUUUGCGCGAAGCUAAUUCUUUCCUUGUAGAACAAACCGCCAAUAAACAGAUGCUGCUCGAUCAGUUAAAAACGUCACAGGAUCAAUACUCCCAGACCACAAGCAAAUUACGUGUUGAGCUCGAUCAAGGUCAGCGUGAGAAAAUCGCUCUUCAGCGUCAGAUUGAAGAUCUUACAACUCGGUUAGCCCGAGCGGAGACUAUGGUUCGUGAUGCGGAUGCCCGAUGUGCAAAAGCAGAACAAGCACAUCGUCGCACAACACGUGAGGUUGAGAAACUGGCUCUCGAAUCUGCUUCGAAACGAGCUGUGACCCAAGCAACCGCUUGUCUGUUCCACUCAGAAUCACCGAAACCCGCUGACACUCGUUCUUCACAAUUGCCCAGGUCUGUCAUAGACCCUUCGCGUCUGGAUUGUCCAGAUUUGGUCGGUUUGUCUACUGCGUGUCGACAGUCGGAGCGCCUCUCGCCAACCCUAUGUUCCCCCUGCUGGAGCGGAUCUACAGCCGAUCUGGAAUGGAUGGUUUCGCCUCACGAGGAAGCGGACCGGCGUAAAGUCAAGUUCCAUGCUUCGCCUCGACUUAAUGCCACCGAAAAUACACGACCCAUCGUACCGGACUCAUCCAAUGCUGGUAAGCUCAUUCCUUAA
Echinostoma caproni is the source of this 1638-nucleotide messenger RNA. NCBI's taxonomy places the organism in Eukaryota, Metazoa, Platyhelminthes, Trematoda, Plagiorchiida, Echinostomatidae. The record is from the annotation of a GenBank genome assembly.